CACGUGUUUACGACAUAACACCGCAAAUCGAAAAUGGCAUCGAGAACGAAACGUCAAACAUCUGUGCAAGAUAAAAUAUGGAAUUUUAAUGUUUCUGAUCCAACAUUACAUCCAAAUGGCUUCACAAUUUAUAAAGUGACAAUUAGAGUUUUCAGAAUGUCUGAAUCAGAUAAGCUCACCGAGAUCAUCAUAUGGAAGAGAUAUAAUGAUUUUAAAGAAUUGUACAAAGGAAUGAUAAACUUACACAAAGCUUUACACAGACGGAACCCGUUUCCGUUAUUUGCUAAACCAAAGUUGUUUGGAAGAUUUGAAGAGACAGUUAUUGAAGAAAGAAGAAAAAGUGCCAUAGAUCUCUUAGUCUUCAUAGGCAGUCAGCCACAUUUAUAUAACUCCAAAAUUUUUGAAGAAUUUCUUAAGGGUGGAAAAGUUAAAGAAGGAGUAUCUGGUAAGGUAUUAAAACCUUCAAAACUGGACAUAAUGCAGUCAGUAAAUCCACAGAAUAAUAAAAAGAAAGAGAUUGAACCUAUACAACCUGUCAAACAUCCUCCUGAUGAAGAAACCAUUAAUGGGAACAGUUCACAACAAGAGAAUGGGGACACAGAUGAAAGUUUAGAAGGAGUAUGGAAUUUUCCUAGAGUUCCUGACAACAUCAGUCUGAACUCCUUUGAUGACACUGAUGAUUCAGAAGCUAUAGAUGCUGAGUCCAUCCUAAGUACCUCACUACCUGAGCUGGACAUUACUUCAUUUGAUCCUUUAAAACCAGAUGACCUAGGACCUCCAACUCCAGGGCUGAAGACCAGUAGUAGUUGGUUGUUUGCUGCCAUGGAUACUUGUGCAGGUACAAGUUCUGAGACCAUAGAAGGUAUAGAUGAGACAGAAGAAUUUAGUAAAGUACCAUUACAGCAGGAUGAUGAAGAUAAUCAGCCCCCUAGUUUGAACUUGGACAGGUCAGAUUUUACUCAAUCAUUGCCUGACCAUUCAUCUGAACUUAACACUAAUACCAAUACAGCUACAGAGCCAGAUCUCAGUGAUUUUGACCCAUUAAAGCCUAGAACUCUGUCUUCUGUUGAAUGUGGUAAAGGUGACCUUGACCUAUCGUGGCACAGUAGAACAUCCUCAUCCUCUAGUCGAACAUCAAGUGUAACAUCAUCUCCACGACAUGGAUCAAAACGAAGCCCCUCCCAUCGAUUUAGAUCAGGAACCAAUGAAAGUGUAUCAACAAUGGAUCUUGGUGGAAAGGAGGAUUAUAUCUAUUGUGCUGCUGAUCAGAUAUGCUUGGCACAGGAAUGUGAAGCCAGUUCUAAAUUUGAGCUGGCAUUUUCUUAUUAUAAGAGUGGUGUUGGAAUACUUCUUCAGGGUGUACAAACUGACAAGAAUAAAGCAAGGAGGGAUGCUGUCCGCAGGAAGACAGCACAGUAUUUGAUGAAAGCAGAAGAUCUGUACAACAGACAUCUGGCGAAUGAUACAGUAGAUGAUAAUAGAUGGUCGACUGCAGACAAUAUGUUGUCUCCAUCUGGUGACCUUGACCCAACAUUGAACCUAAUUAAAGCACCUAUCUCUGAAAUGAAGAACUUAAAAGUUUUGGGAACUAUAGACAAAGUUUUACUGGUGAUGGAUAAAACAUCAGAUGAAACUUAUGUUAUCAAGACAAUACAUAAAUCAAGUGUGUGCAGCAAAUACUAUAGGACAAUAAUGCCUAUAUCAUGUCCAUACAUGGUCCAUUUACAUAAAUUUUAUGAAACAGAAAAUACUGUUUAUUUAAUUCUACAGCAUGCGACAGGAGGAAAACUAUGGAAUUAUAUCGGAGAAUACCUACAAUGCAAUAAAACAAAUUCCUCCAUGAAUGUUGAUAAUAUUCCUUCACCUUCCACAAAUGUGUAUUCUGGAUUCAAUGUGUAUACAAAUUCUUCAAAGGAUAAGGACAAAGUGGAAGUAGAAAAUGAUCAAAUAAAAAACGUUCCUUCUGACGAGCUAUUAGAUGAUGGUCCAGAGUUUGACAAUGAAUCUUGUCUUAAUAAAUUUGAGGAAAACAAACUUUCAGAUAAUAUAAGUGACAUUAGUGAUAUGUCUGACGACCAAACCAACAAUAAUGGGUCCGAUAAACCAGAUUUGAGUCGUAUUGAAAGUAUGUCAUCAGAAGAAAUUGUAGAUUUUAAUGAAGCAUCAAAAAUGUCAGAACAGCAGGAAGAUGUAUUUCAGGAAUUACUGCUUAACAGUAAUCAGACAAAUUUAGAAAAUUUUAGCAUUAAUAGUAUUGAAAGUAAUGAAGGUAGACCUCGGGUGGAUAGUAUUAUAUCUGACAAUAUAAAUAUUGAGAGUAUUCCUGAAGAAAGUGAGUUAUCUCCUACCCACCAAUUAUAUAGCCAUAUCGAAGAAGAUAUAGUCCACCAGCCACCGAUUAACAACUGUGAUCAACCUGUUAACUGUGAUAAUGUUUUUGAUGGACAGCAAAUUAAUGAGAAAAAUAAUUCUGAUCCUGUUGUACUGCACCGUUCUGAUUCAGGAAGUUCUGGUGUAGAUGAGGAAGCAGAAGCCAUUGUUCAAAAUGCCAAAGAUUUACUUAGAACAGUUGAACGAACAUUGUCACAAACUGAUACAGAGGUUAACAAAUGUAUUUAUCCGGACAGUGUUGUAAAUAAAAACCUUUCACCUGAUAAAGAUCAACUUAACGACAGCUGUGAUACAUUGACCGAUCAUAAUGAAGUCAGUAUAUAUGAUGUAAAUAGGUCAUUCUCAGACACAAAUAGUGAUAAUGAAAGUAAACCAUGUGAUUCAGAAUCUAAAAAUAGAAGUGGUACAGUGAAAUCUUCAUCAUCAGAUACUUUAUCUGAUAAAACAGGAAGUAGAAAAACUUCAAGGUCAUCAACACUGACUGAUCAAUCAAAGUCAAAGCCACAAAAACUUUCCAGGAUGAAUUCUAAAGAACUUAGCCGUUCGGCAUCAUUUGAACAUGAAUUAAAAUCUCCAAAUUUAACAAGACAGAGAACUUUGUCAGAUGUUUUCAGACAAUUAGAUUUAGCAAUGUCAAGUCCUGAACAGGUCAGAUUACCUGAGACAUGUAUUCGACAGUGGAUAGCAGAGAUUGUUAUUGCUGUGUCAAGGUUACAUGCUGAGGGGUUAAUUUGCAGAGAUUUAAGGCCAGACAACAUUUUACUUGGAGAAAAUGGACAUAUUUUAUUGUCAUAUUUCUGUCAGAUUAGUUUAACAGACAGAAUACUAAACCAGGAAGCAGAAGACCAGCUUUAUGUAGCUCCAGAGGUAAAUGGUAUUGGUAACUACACAGAAGUGUGUGAUUGGUGGAGUGUUGGUACUCUAUUGUAUGAACUAGUUAUGUGUAGGAGUUUAAAAAGCAGUCACCCUGGAGGAAUCACACCACAUACACAGUUAUACCUCCCAAACGCUGUUUCUCCCGAGGCUCAUGGUUUAUUACAUCAGUUAUUAUGUUACAACCCUAAAGAAAGACUGGGUUCUGGUAUAAAUGGAAGUGAAGAUAUCAAGGCUCAUCCCUUUUUUUCUGGUAUCAACUGGAACCAGUUAGAGAAGUUAACAUGACAAGACUGUGUAUGGUGUGAUUGAAACUAAACUUUUAUUGAUCACAGGAUUCAGAUAGAAAAGAGGAAUAAUAGAAAUAUAUAUAUCUGUUUCUCAUCUAUUAUAUUUGAAUUGAUAUCGUAUGAUAUCAAAUGUUUGCCUUGGACUGAGAUAUUCCUAUCUCAUCCAUGAAUGAACUGUGUACACACCUCAUUUGUGAUAAUUUUAAAACAUUUUUAAAACUAUUUUAAUUUUGAACAUGCGAGACAAAGAAAAAUACUGACAGAAUUGCAAGUUUAGAUAAAUCUCUGUCCUUUGUGGUUUGGCCUUUCUGCAUUUUGAUCUUUUGUGAGCAUGAAGAUUUUCAAUAUCACAAAGAAGUAUACAGUAAUUUUGUGGAAGAGUUAACAUGAUAUUUUAAAUGAAAAAAAAAACUUGAAAACUUUUCUUUUUGUUCAGGUCAACUGUAAGUGUAUCUAAAAUCAAAAUGAUUAGGAUAGCAGGGUAUUUUUUUGUGAACAAAGCAGUUAUGCUUCUUAUAUCUUAUUUGUGACUACAGGAAAAAGUUAUUUAGCUCCAUAUUUUUUCAGGUCAAGUAAUCUUUUAAUCAGAGUUUCCUUGUCUGUUUGCAGAUGUGUAGAAUAGCUUUGUUUAACUGAAAAAAAAAUUAUUGUGAAUUAAAAACACACAUCGAUUUCUGUUCAGAAAAGUUUGAAAUCCACAAAAUAUAUAUUGGCCAGUACUAUUAACACAUUUUAUUCCUUAGUUUGCUUUAUUUGUAUUCGCAUUCAUUAUGUAUGAACUGUUUAUAAUCCUGCCAGCAACUGUCAAAAUAGUUGUCCAUUUGCCUUCUCACUGGCAAAAUAAUGAAAAAAUAUAGGUUGAACAUAUGAACUUUACACAACAGUGCCAUUUACUCUUGACAAUUGAGCCUUAAAUCUCCCAUUAUCAUUGAAAAAUUCCAUGGAUGAAAUAUUUUGAUUUCCAUGAAGGACUGAUAGGAAUAAACAGACUAAUUUAAAUUCAGUUGAUUUAAUUAUGACAACAAAUUUUAUGAAAUGCCAACUUAGGGACUUAUUCUUUCCAUUCACAGGUGGACAUAUGACCUCAAAAAUACCAAGUGUUGCACAUAUUGAAACAAUUAUAUUUUGCUUACCGGUACACAUAUUUUAAUUGUAGAAAAGUCAUAACAUGAGAUAUAGUUAAAGGAGUGUAAAAGUAUAUAUUUUUAAAGAAAAUAUGACGAGGAUAUUAUAGUAAAUUAUUAUGCUAGUUAUAAGACUAUUUGAAUUUUCUGUAAGAAAUUUUAUAUGAAAUUCAUGUUUAUGAAAUUUGUUUAUUCAUUUUUGUAUUGCCCACCGAUGUAUGUUAUUGAAAUUUUAUCUGUUUUAUCAAAUACCACAAAACUGGUAAAUUUUGUUCUUUUUGUGGUAGGUCAUUAAAUAUAAAAUUUUUAUGUUCAUAUAAAUCACUGCCCAUGUAUACUUCUACUACAUAUACAAUGAUAUACAAUUCAGGGUAUUAUGGCAAAUAGGUCACAUGACUAAAGUUCAUUAUUUUUGUGUCAUGCUUAAAAGCUUAAAAGAAAAACAUACACAAAACUUACCUUAUAAAAUUAUGUGAUAAAUUAUUAUUUUCUUAAUUUUUAAUAAGAUUUUGUAAAGGUAACAUUCUACAGUUUUCACUUGUUUUUUCUUUUUUUUAAAUUAUUGGUUUCUCUGGGCGUGACAUUUGUUAUUAUCACAAACUUUUGUUUUUUUGUAUUGAGAUUUUGAAAAAUAAUAAAUGAUUUAAAUCGAAAACACUUUGCUUUGGACUAUAAUUUUUAAUCACCAUUAUUUGAUGUCAGAUAGUUGUUGAUUUAGAUAAGAUAUGUGAUUAAGUAACAUAUUUAGACCCACAUAUAUAGUAGACCUUCAAAGAAAUUGUUGAUGUUAGAUACAUCGGCUUUCUUGUUCAGGAAAUAACAAUAAGAUAAGGUUAAGGUUUUAGAAAUAAAGAUAGACAGAAACUUUGUCUUCUUAAUUCUUAAAUUAUAUUUAGUAAACAUUAAUAUUUAUAGUCAACCUAUUUUUCAUAGAAAUUGCCAUGAAUUUGGUAUAAUCGAACCUUUGCAAAUAUCGAUAUCACAGGAUAAGAUUCAUCCAUGUCCUCAAAAUAGAACAGAACAAAUUUAUCUACAGUUGAUUUAUCUUUCAUAAAGAACAUAUCAAGAAGCUAAUUUCAUCAUAGUAUUGUUAAAUCAUAAUUUUUGUCGAGCCUGCGACUUUUGUCGCAGAAAGCUCGACAUAGGGAUAGUGAUCCGGCGGCUACGGCGGCGGCGGCGUUAGCUAACUUCUUAAAAGCUUUAUAUUUUAGAAGGUGGAAGAUCUGGAUGCUUCAUACUUUGUAUAUGGAUGCCUCAUGUUACGAAGUUUCCGUCAGUCACAUGUCCAAUGUCCUUGACCUCAUUUUCAUGGUUCAGUGACUACUUGAAAAAAAAGUUAAGAUUUUUUGUAAUGUUAGAUUCUCUCUUAUUAUAAGUAAUAGGAUAACUAUAUUUGGUAUGUGCGUACCUUGCAAGGUCCUCAUGCCCGUCAGACAGUUUUCACUUGACCUCGACCUCAUUUCAUGGAUCAGUGAACAAGGUUAAGUUUUGGUGGUCAAGUCCAUAUCUCAGAUACUAUAAGCAAUAGGUCUAGUAUAUUCAGUGUAUGGAAGGACUGUAAGGUGUACAUGUCCAACUGGCAGGUGUCAUCUGACCUUGACCUCAUUUUUAUGGUUCAGUGGUUAUAGUUAAGUUUUUGUGUUUUGGUCUGUUUUUCUUAUACUGUAUGCCAUAGGUCUACUAUAUUUGGUGUAUGGAAUGAUUGUAAGGUGUACAUGUCUAGCGGGCAGGUGUCAUCUGACCUUGACCUCAUUUUCAUGGUUCAGUGACCAAAGUUAAGUUUUUGAGUUUUGGUCUUUUUUUCUAAUACUAUAUGCAAUAGUUCAACUAUAUUUGGUAUGUGCGUACCUUGCAAGGUCCUCAUGCCCGUCAGACAGUUUUCACUUGACCUCGACCUCAUUUCAUGGAUCAGUGAACAAGGUUAAGUUUUGGUGGUCAAGUCCAUAUCUCAGAUACUAUAAGCAAUAGGUCUAGUAUAUUCGGUGUAUGGAAGGACUGUAAGGUGUACAUGUCCAACUGGCAGGUGUCAUCUGACCUUGACCUCAUUUUCAUGGUUCAGUGGUUAUAGUUAAGUUUUUGUGUUUUGGUCUGUUUUCUUAUACUGUAUGCCAUAGGUCUACUAUAUUUGGUGUAUGGAAUGAUUGUAAGGUGUACAUGUCUAGCGGGCAGGUGUCAUCUGACCUUGACCUCAUUUUCAUGGUUCAGUGGUCAAAGUUAAGUUUUUUGAGUUUUGGUCUUUUUUUCUAAUACUAUAUGCAAUAGUUCAACUAUAUUUGGUGUAUGGAAAUAUUUUAUGAUCUAUUUGGCAGUCACGCAGGUUUUAUUUGACCUUGACCUCAUUUUCAAGGUUCAUUGCUCAGGGUAAAGUUUUUGUGUUUUGGUCUGUUUCUUCUUAAACUAUAAGCAAUAAGUCAACUAUAUUUGUUGUAUGGAAGAAUUGUUAGCUGUACAUGCCUGCCUAGCAUGGUUCAUCUGACCUUGACCUCAUUUUCAUUGUUCAUUGGUCAAUGUUUAGUUUACUUUGUUAAUGUUAAGUUUAUGUGACAGUUGUAAUAAAGCUUUAUAUUUAGGACUAUCAACAUAAUAUCAAUGAUUAGUAAAGAAGGCGAGACAUUUCAGCGUGUGCACUCUUGUUUAUCUUUAAAAGAAAGAAAUGUAAAAUUUAAAUGUUUUUGUAAUAUUGUUGUUGAUUUAUUGUUGUUUAAUUCCAGUUGUAAAAUUUGUAUUUUACUUAUAUAUAUAAACUUCACAGAAAAAUACAGCAAUGCAUUUUGUUUCAUCUAUCAAUAGUUUUCAGGGUUAACUUUUAUUUCAAUAACCCUUAGUGUCAUCUGUACUAUUAUUUGUCUGUUUGUCUUUUUGUUUUUGGCCAUGGUGUUGUCAGUUUGUUUUCGAUCAAUGAGUUUGACUGUCCCUCUGGUAUCUUUCGUCCCUCUUUUAAUGCUAAGAGUAACUGGUUGUAGAAAUUAUAGUCUGGAGUAUUCUUUUGAAUUCAAUAAAAUGUUUUUGAUGAAUUAAUAACUUUAAUAAGUUACUCUCAGUACAAAAUUUAAAAUGUUAAAUGAAAAAAAAAACUUCAUGCUCCUUUAAUAUUUGUUUUGCUUUGCAGGCACUUAUUUUUAAUGCAUUUUAUAGAAGGAAACAAUGUUAUAAUUUGGAAUUGAGAAAAAAAAUCUUGACUGCUUUGUUACGGCUUUUCCAUUUCAGUAUAAGUCAUUGUACUAAAUCUAUUUGGUUGUUCCCUCUUUAAGUAAAGGUCGAAAUUCAACAAUUUUAGCCAGAGAUUUUUAAAAUUUUGCAUCCCAAAAUAUUCGGUCCCUGGUAAAGAAUAUUUAUAACAUGUGUGUCAUGUUUGCUGGCAUUUUAUUUAUACACCAUAUUUACUACUAGGAAGGUUUGAAGCUUUGCUGCUGUAUCAAUUUAUCUUUAAAGCAAAAAUCUAAAGAAGUAAUUAAUCAUUUAUGCAAUUGCUGCUCAGAUAGAUUUACAUGUGGAAAAAAUUAUUAGCUUAUUUCUUUAAAACCAAAAUUUAUUCUAAAAAAUAUUAUAAACUUAAGAAUGCUGUUUAAAUACAAGGUUUUUACAAAAUGAUAAGGCCACAACAUGAAUAUAACAAUAAAAUAAGCUCAAUUUUCUAUUGCAAUAUUCUACUAAAACAUGUCUAGGAACCACACUAGGAUUAAAUUGUUACGAUUCACAAGAACAAAUGCCUAGCUAGUCUAAUCCAACCCAGAAUACCAAAUGACACUUUGAUUAUUUAAAAGAAGGGACAUAAUUGUUCUAACUGUGUUAUAAUAUUUUUGUUUUUAGCAAUUUUUCUUUUGUUUAUAAUGUAACAUGUUCUUUUCACUGCGAUUUAUUUCUAAAAGUGCUAGAGACUAUAGAUUUUUAUUUUAAAGAACCAAACAGCAUUAAAAUGACAUAUUAUAAAACAACUGUCAUAUUCAUGACAACUUUUUAUAAAGCACUGGAAUUCUUAAUAACAAUAAACUAUAGAACCAAAACACUAUCAAAUUAGUAAUUUUAGUUUUUCACACUAUAAGUACUUCUGUUUUAUAUAAGUCGCCACAAUUUCUUCAGAUUUUUACCUAAGUGUAAGAUGUUACUUAAGUUUGAACUGACAACAAAUGUCAGUACUCGACUCUUGUUUUCAGUUUCUCUGUAAUUUAAUCGGAUGGUUGAGGUUAUGAAAUUUUCUGUUGUAUUAUAAAUUGUUGAAUUAUGAUUAUUUGUAACUAUUAAAUCUUAUUUUAUCAAGUUAAUAAACAUGUAGAAGAAUGCUCAACUGGUACUCAUGUGUAAAACAUGAAAACAAAUGUGCUUCCCAGUUCAGUCUCAGAAAAUAAAUCUAUUCAGGGCAGACUACAAAGUGUUAAAAAUGGAAUCAAACUACAAUUUUUAAACAAAAUAUCAUUGUAUAUUAUUUAGGAAGCAAUAUGAUUUUGAAUGAGCCAAACAAAUAUUCUUUUUAUUGUACAAAAUAUUGUCAAUAUACGGUAGAAAACAUGUCCCUUCGAGUCAAAAAUAGUUCCUUAAUGAUUUGUAUUUCGUAAUUCUGUAUUAAUUUUCUCCAUCUUUAUUUCUUAACAUCCCAUUAUUCCCUAUUCAUGAUUUUUGGCCAAUUUUUCUCUAAUUCUUUAUUAUUGCCUAUUAUACUUUAUUCUGAAAACACCAUCAAAAUCCUCUUUUAUCACUUUUUGAUGUGUAUAAAUUAUUAAACUAAGAUAGUCCAAAUUGAACAUAAAAAUGCAUACUUUACAUAAUUCUUUUCAUAUGACUGUUUUUUCAUUUGUUUUUCCAGAUAUCAGUAACUUAAAAGCUUAAAAUUGUUUCUGCAUUUAAAUCAGUUAUGUGAGAUUAACCUGUUGAGGUUUAUUGCAAAGUUGGUUUAGAAUGUAUUAGUGAUUGCUGUAGCUUCAAGCUUAUAAUUUAAAUAAAUUAAUGCAGAUUUUUUUCAGGAACAUGCUAAUUUAGUUUAAAAACUGUUUUAGAUUAUAAAUUGCUUUUCAGUUGCAUUCUUCCUUUCAAAAACUCACAACUUGGUAAUUUCACUAAGUGCCAUGACGUAGUUCACAUGCAUGCUUACGGGGAUGCAUGGAAUUGUUCUAGUUUGUAUCAGUAGUUCUUGUUUUUUAAAAGUUUGUACUAGUGCACAAUUGUUAUGAAAUAACUUGGUUGUUUAUACUACCAUGCCAUAUUGUUAAGAUAUAUUUCAAAUUUAUAUGUGAUAAUUAGUUCACUUUAGAUUUAUUUUCAAAUUUUGAUGUUAUAUGGUGCAAUAUCUAUUAAAUGUUACAAAAUCAAAAA
Mytilus californianus (California mussel) is the source of this 9985-nucleotide messenger RNA. Its product is annotated as ribosomal protein S6 kinase delta-1-like. The transcript has 16 exons. Bases 34 to 3552 code for a protein of 1172 amino acids. The record is from RefSeq and is a predicted model, not a curated record. Gene Ontology annotation, biological process: protein phosphorylation. Gene Ontology annotation, molecular function: phosphatidylinositol binding; protein kinase activity; ATP binding. NCBI's taxonomy places the organism in Eukaryota, Metazoa, Mollusca, Bivalvia, Mytilida, Mytilidae.